This is a messenger RNA of Rosa chinensis, 1757 nucleotides long. Its product is annotated as squamosa promoter-binding-like protein 8. The record is from RefSeq and is a predicted model, not a curated record. The transcript is spliced from 4 exons. Lineage: Eukaryota; Viridiplantae; Streptophyta; Magnoliopsida; Rosales; Rosaceae. The coding region runs from base 548 to 1531 and encodes 327 amino acids. Gene Ontology annotation, cellular component: nucleus. Gene Ontology annotation, molecular function: DNA binding.
CCGAGUCUUUUAAACUCCCAAACCCAAACCCAAAACCAUCCUAACUAGUUGGACACAGAAAAAAUUCCAGUUGGAGUUUUUUGUUCCCAGAUCGAUGUGCGUGUAACCGGAGCUCGGGGACAAAACGGUAAUUCCGGACCCUGAUCGUGAUCAGACUUGGCUACCAGUACCACCAGCUGCAAUGACUUCUACAGUAGUAGCAGUUCUCUCUCCUCCUCAUCUCUGACCCACCAAUCAACUCUCUCUGCACCAAGCCGCCUCAUAACUCACUCGCUCACACUCUCUUCUUCUUCCCCCAACACACUUUGCCCUUUUUAUUACCUUUUAAGCAAUUCGUGCCUAGAGCCCUUAAGCCCAAGUCCUCCAAAACCCUUCCCGUAGUGAGUGCCAAGAAUUGUCUGAAAAUUACUAUUCCUAAUCCUCUCUGUGUCUCAGUCUCGCACGUACCACAAACCCAUUAAAGCUUUGGAGCGGGUUCAGUUCGGCCAGCUGAGAAACCCAACAGAGAGGAAAAACAAAGUUUCGAAAAAACGACGUCGGAGAGGAAAUGCUGGACUACGAAUGGGCCAACCCUUCCUCGGUCAUGCUGGAUGAAUCCGAAUCCGUCAACGGAUCCGACCCUAACCGACACCUUCACCACCACAACAGCAUUCUGGACCACUACUCCAGCACUCAGGCGGCCUUCAACAACCUUCUCCCUCCACAGCCUCACCAGCAGCAGCAGCAGUCGGCCGGCAGCGCAUUCGCCCACCAUUUCAACCAGGCCCAGGCCCAGGCCCACCAGGUGCACUCCCUCUUCGACCCCAGCGUCUUCGCCAGCGCGUCGUCCUACGCGCCGACGUCGGCUCACCACCACCCCCACCACUCCGUGCUGACCCUCGACCCGUCCAUCCCGGGCCACCACGGGCUCGUGUUGAUCCCCAAGAGCGAGGAUGUCUGUCCGCCCGCCGACUUUGCCACGAGGAUCGGACUUAACCUCGGCGGGCGGACCUACUUCUCGUCCGAGGACGACUUCAUGAACCGGCUCUACCGCCGGUCCAGGCCAGCCGACCACGGCCCGAUCAACUCCCCAAGAUGCCAGGCCGAGGGCUGCCACGCCGAUCUCUCCCAGGCCAAGCACUACCACCGCCGCCACAAGGUCUGCGAGUUCCACUCCAAAGCCUCCACCGUCAUCGCCAACGGGUUGACUCAGCGAUUCUGUCAGCAGUGCAGCAGAUUCCAUCUUCUUGCGGAGUUUGACAACGGAAAACGCAGUUGCCGGAAGAGAUUGGCCGAUCACAACCGUCGCCGGCGAAAAACUCAGCAACCAAAUCAAGAAAACCGCAGCUCUCAACAGCGGCAGGAAGGUACCCGGAAUUCAUCAUCAGACAAUGUUACAAAGUCUCCGGCGGAAUCAGCAGGUCAUUCGUCUUCGGCUGUGACUGUGGCCCUGUCGCCGCCGCGAAUGGGGUUGGAUUGUUUUAGGCCAAGGCAAUAUCAAAACACAACUUCUUCAGGGUCAUCAAGCUCACUUUUUUUCUCAAGUGGGUGAAAUGACCUCUUUCAUUUUUAAGGGUUCCAAGGAAGCUAGAGCUAGUAGCCAGGAAGGAAGCAAGACUUAGCAAUUUAGAUAGAUGAAUGAAAGCAGUUUAAGUAGUUAAUUUGAUUGAUGUCCUCGUCCAUCUUUAAUCUUCCCUAAAUUUUCAGUCCUAGCUAGUCUGAAAAUGAAUUAUUAUGAUCAUGAUCAUUACAUGUGCAGUAUUGAAUUGAUUUGCCAA